Symbiodinium sp. CCMP2592 is the source of this 1293-nucleotide messenger RNA. Lineage: Eukaryota; Dinophyceae; Suessiales; Symbiodiniaceae. The record is from the annotation of a GenBank genome assembly.
AUGGUUCUCAAACUCCUUCUCUCACUCUGUACCGUCGUCCUGGUUGCUGCCGAACCCGUCCUCUUCGAGCCCGACCCUUUUGCCGGCAUGCGGCAGCAGCUAAGGGGGCCCGCAGAGGAUCUUGAUCCUGUUGGUGACACUGUCGAAGAAGAUGGGCGCAGUGAGAAGUGGCUGAGGGACAUAAGCACCCGGACCAAGAACCAUUUCAAAAAGCUCCUGCAGCCUCUUCAGACUCCCAUCGUGCAGGAGUACCAGGUGUUGACCAUACUCGAUGGAUACGUCAACUACACGAUGCAGCUGGUUGCCAAUGCCACGGGCCAUGAAGUCGUUUGGAACCGGACAGGCCGUUGGCUUUCGGAGGAGCCCCGUGCGCUGAGGCCCAGGAAGCAGGAGCUACCGCCCAGAGCGCGGUACAUCAAUAAGAUCUUGCUCUACCUGAACAAGGAGAUGGAGGUAGUGUGGAAUCUCGUCCGGGUUAAGGUUCUGCCAACUCGGUUAGUCGAGGGCGUCGAGGAGUGCGGACCAGUCGGGGACGCUUUGGCUGCAGCCGGUGGCUCCAUGGCUCAACUUCAUGCAUUGUGGACAGGAAGCGGUGGGGUGUCGGAAAUGUUGUCACCUCCUCGCCCUAUGGCCCGCAUGGUGAACACCCAGAGCGCUGGAGAGCAAAUGGACAAGAGAAUCAACUUGGUGUUCCAUAUCAAGCCUGAUGUUGAAGAGCACGAGAACAAGUACGCAAAGCAACUCCAGGCCGACUAUGAGUCCUUGGUCCGCAACAUCAACGAUGCAAGUCAGAAGAUCAGCGAUCUCCGGACCAGACUCUGGAAGAUGGAAGACUUUGCAAAGCAGUUCAUCGCCCUUCCGUCCGGCGUGUGGAACAAGAUCGAUGCGAACUGUAAGGUGCCUUGUCACCUGGCUCGGUUUUGCGCAUUUUGGUGCCCACAAGAGGCACGACCCAUAGAGGCUUUGAUGCUGCGUGAUGCUCACGUCUUGGAGUGCCUUUCACAGUGCCAGGCCCUGUCGUGUCCAGCGGAAACGAGCAGCCGCAUAAUCCCCGCAGCUGAGCAAGCAGGAUCUGCUUCGAGUCCGGCGAGCGAUCCCGUUUCGAUCGUCGUAACCUCGGUUGUGGCAUUAGUCGAGCAGCAGCGGCUUGUUGGAGUUCAGGGUUUACGACCGGCAUUACUGUUUGCACGCCAGAACGUGACUUCAAAGGGCCCGCAACAACGGCGGCAAUGGCCAUACAUAUUCAAAACACAUACCGUCGCUGCUGCCACCAGCAGUUGUUCGAUGCAUUAA